Messenger RNA from Doryrhamphus excisus (bluestripe pipefish), 2371 nucleotides. RefSeq names its product V-set immunoregulatory receptor (gene vsir). Gene Ontology annotation, cellular component: plasma membrane. Gene Ontology annotation, biological process: negative regulation of alpha-beta T cell activation; regulation of immune response. The record is from RefSeq and is a predicted model, not a curated record. Lineage: Eukaryota; Metazoa; Chordata; Actinopteri; Syngnathiformes; Syngnathidae.
CUGGAGGGCUCCAACCUUUACAGGCUUAGAAGCUCCAAGCGCCGCUGUAGUGACAAGGAACUACCUUCUUAUGCUAAUUAGACACAGUGAAACUCCAAUUCCACUCAAGAGCUCGUCGUAGAAUUCACUUUAACAUAGUUUUUCAGAGUCCGACUUUUUAGACAGACGGCCAUGGAUUCAGAGUUUCUUGGCAGAGUAAUGCGCGGAAAGACGUGCUUUACUUGGCUGUGUUGGCUUGUGUUGUCCACAAGUGGAGUUACCAGUGAGCCGUCCCAGUCUGUCUCUUCACUGGGUAUUUCCACCACUCACCUUUACUGGACCUGUCCAGAAGGGGCAACGUUCACACCCGAGUGUGCUCAGACAGGGGCCGCCUUGGCACCCACGGACAUCUUAAAACACGCCUGGCUUUUCACACCACACAGUGAUCAACACUGUACGGGAAGGGUGGGCCCACGCCACAUGAUGUAUGGUCAUCCGCAUGGAAACCACAGCUUGCCAGCCGGGUUAAAGUUUGGAAUUUCAAACAACAACUUCUGGAUGGUAAUGCAGAAUGUGACCAUCGCUGACCAGGGUCGUUACUGCUGUGUGGUCCUGGACUUUCAGCAGAACCAUAAACAUGUGCAGAGUGUCCACGCCCAUAUGAUACUGCACGUGACGCCACGAAGAAAUGGAUCUCAAGAAUGUUCAGUAAUAGACACCACACUACCUGGAGGGGCAGUACCAGUGGCCUUGGCCAUAGCAGCCUGCAUCUUGGCUCUACUUUCACUGCCGGUUAUUCUUCUACUCGUCUACAGACAGAGACAGAACAGUCACUCAAAUAGACGUGCACAAGAGCUGGUGAGGAUGGACAGUGAGGCUCAAGGCCAUGAGAACCCAGUUUUCUUUGGGGAAUCACCACAAGGGAAGACCCGCACAGUUUCACAGAUUAUGACACGGCAGUCUUCAGGAACAGGCCGACACCUUCUAUCUGACCCAGGAACUCCCAUGUCUCCUCCUGCACAUGGGGACGUAUUCUUCCCAGCAGAAGACACCAUCCCUGAGUCCCCAGACAUCCUUCUGCUUUAAAGAAGGAUCAGAUCACCCCUGGCUCUAACAGCUGACCUGGAAACAGCUUUGCGGCUUCUCGUCUUCUCCUCUCCGCCAGAACGGAGUUUCCCUCGGUCUGCCUGAUAAUUACCUCGCCUGGGAAUGUCGUCUGUAUACCACGUCUGGUCCGCAGGAGGCAAGAGACUGACUGCUUUUCGAUUUCAAAAGACUCGUACCUGCACCUGCUGUAGCAGCUGGAGGCCACAAGCAAACCUGUGAUUGUCAACUAUAUAUUGCUGUGGCAUGGGGUGAAUGUUUUGUGUGCGAUGGCUUCUAGACAAGUUGUGGGCAGGGUUUACUUUGUGCUGGGUUGGCGUUUAAUUUUCUAGAUGUUACAGCAAAAUCCGUAUGUGAUGAGUGGUGCUCAUGUUUGAGUUGGUUCAUUUUACUUUGGUAGUCUUUUGCAAAGUAUUGUGGGGCCAAAACGUCCAUCCCUACUUUCAGCAGGAGGACAAUCCCAGUUGUUUAGACUGGCUGGUUAAUCACAGCGUUAAAGGGGCAUUUAGUGGGAAAUGAUCCCACACAAGAUACACAGAAGUUAGCGAUGUGAACCACAUAGCAUAACCUUUUUUCCAAGCGAAAAAAUAGCUUUCACUGAUUGGCUCAUGUGACGUUCAUGGUUAAGGAUGAAAGUCACUGUUUGAGAUGUAUAAUAAUAAUAAUAAUAAGUUCCUUCCAGACAUAGCUGUGUCCAUUCCAUUUCCACAAAAAUCACCAAGGCGACUACAGUAUUUGUUUUCUUUGGUCCUGUUCAGAUGAGCUGAACUGAAGAUGUGAAAGUAUGAAAAAAAAAAAACAUCUGUCAUUUCUGUAAGCUCUAAAUCCUUUCAACUUGACUACAUCUUCAGAGACGAGCACCACAGUCAACAGAGGCGUUUCUUUAUCAUGCAGAAUUUGAUGAUAGAUUUCUUCUGAAGGGAAUAAUGUCAAAGUUUGCGCUUCCCUCUUUGUACAGUGUCUGUGGUGGUGGAUUUAGUGUUGAGUUAAUUGUAUUGUGAUGAAUGCGUGACAGCGGAGAGAACGUAGCCAUUGUGACUGUGAGGAACUGUUGCUUUCUCACUAUGAGUGUACAGAAAGUACUGCACGGGUAUUGUGUUGCAUAUUCACAGAAAUAGAACAGGGUAUUUGGUGUAAUAUAAAUAUAUACGUAUAUACACAGUAUAUAUUUGCAAUAUAUAUGUAUGUAUAUUUUGUUUUCUUGCAGAUUCACAUUCCUCAUAUAAAUGGCCAAAUAGGAUGUUUAUGUCUUAAUAUUUUUGUGUGAAUAAAAACAUAUUCUUCUGUA